Messenger RNA from Babesia ovata, 2052 nucleotides. RefSeq names its product Myb-like DNA-binding domain-containing protein. Gene Ontology annotation, cellular component: histone deacetylase complex; transcription regulator complex. The coding region runs from base 1 to 2052 and encodes 683 amino acids. Gene Ontology annotation, biological process: negative regulation of DNA-templated transcription; regulation of transcription by RNA polymerase II. Gene Ontology annotation, molecular function: transcription corepressor activity. The record is from RefSeq and is a predicted model, not a curated record. Lineage: Eukaryota; Apicomplexa; Aconoidasida; Piroplasmida; Babesiidae. The transcript has a single exon.
AUGGAACUCAGUCGCGAAUACGCGGCCACACGUAGGCCGAGCAGAUUGCGGGAUCAUUUUGUUUCCUUUGCACAAAGCGAACCAUCGGAGCAUAUCCAGGACAGAUCAGGUCGUCAUACGACCGGUAACGGUUACUAUAGCACUCAAGAGAGGGCACACCGUGAUACUGCUAAGCGAGAGUACAGCAGACGAUACCGAAGUUAUGAUUUGGAAGAUUCCUAUGCGAAGCAGUACGACAAAACGUAUAUCUAUGCAAGGAGGGCCGUAUAUAGCCAUGAGUACGGCGAAUAUAACAUGCGGCCGAAGCCGGCGAGUAUGCCAACGACAACGCGAGAUAAUGGUCAUGUCAGCAAUAAGGUCAACAGCACACCCGAGGUAGACAGAGAAAAUGCGAGUGUGGCGCAUAAUAAUAUUGUUACUGCUCAUAGAAGUACGAGAAGAGCGGCGUCAAGGUGGGCUGAUGUUCUCGCGGAUCCAAAACCCUCAAACGAAGCGGACGAUAAAAUGCAGCUGAGGUACAGUUACAAACGAAAGCCACUAAAUGGGUCCAUAAAACUACAAACGAACGACUCUGUGACUGUUGAUUCCACUGCACAUGAGGCUGCAGCAACGUCGGUUCGUGUUAGGCCUUUCUCGCCGCGUAUUUCUACAAGGCGUGCUGCUUCGCUGCGGUUGGCCGAGGAGGCCAAAGUUGCAGAACUUUCUGUGGGGGAAUGUGUGGAUACAAAUAACGAAAUUAAAGCCACACAUAGUGACGUUUACGCGAAUCCUGGCCACGUUGCAGUGAAAGUACCAGACACGCAACAAACACACACUCCAGGGGAGAGCAAGGUCGAGGUGAACACAGUUGUGAAAGCUGAGAUUCCGACGACUGAUAAUAUUUUGCCUGUAAAGCGUAAGAGAGGAAGGCCUAAACUCGUCCGAGACACGUCUAUGCAUGCUUCUCCAACCCCUAAGAAGGAAAGGGUCAAAAGUGCCAUGGCAGGGAGUGCGGGGCCGGUGGUUACACCUGUCCCAAAGAGGACUAGUGCCAGAAUACGGUCGCAUAAUGCGGCAACUCCCUAUUCCAAUGAUGACCAUCUCUCCGGCGACACAUACGAAGAACAACUACAAAAGGCAAUCGCCAUGUCAAUCAUGGAAGUAGAGAACAAGCCAAUUGACACAGACAAAACGCAAGACGUUAAUGACGAUGUGUCUGUACAUAAGAAUGGGAAAAACAAGGAAAACGGUAACGCGGUCCUCAAAGAGGGCGUGGGGGAUCUCGACUACCUGCCCAGCACUCCCACCACGCCUGCGAAGAAAGUGGCGACCAAAAUUAAACGCAAAUAUGCAACUAAAACAACUGCAAAAACCGAAGGGACGAAAAGUAGUGGCAAGGUGCGUAGUCUCAGGCGCGUCAAAGAAGCAGCUGACGAGGCUGAACCCGACACAUUGCAGGCUAAGGAACUUCCAUUACCGGAGUCUACAAAGGAAGAUGUCACUGUCAUCAAUGACGGGGCUGAAAGCUCUAAGAUGCUGCUUUUUGAAGAAUAUUUGGAUAUGAGUGAACGUAUGUACUGUGGAAAGCCUUUGUGCGUCAGACAGAAGCAGGAUUCUGAAGAAAACAAAAUGGCAGAUACCACUGAACAAGACGAAUCCAGUGAUGAUGAGGCAUUGGCAAUCAAACGAAGCGCCAGUGGAUCGUUUUCACCGGCAGUCGAACCGCGCCCAUGUAUCCCAAAGAACAAUCACGGCAACGCCAACACAUCGGAUAACCUUCCCGACAACGGUGGUAGCGAUGACCCUUUCGAGUUCCAAUGUUCGAAGCUGGACCUUAGAUUCAGGGUGUCAUUCGCAAUGCUCACGUCGGAGCUAAGGCAAGCACAGAUGUUGGAUCUUUGGGGCCCCAAAGAGAUCGUUCUUUUUGAACUAGGCAUGUUCAAGCACGGUAAAGAAUUCUACGAAAUUCAGCGAAACAUACCAACGAAAACGGUUCAAGAUAUAGUGGAUAUGUAUUACUUCUGGAAAAAGACGAACCGGUACAAAUUGUGGAAGGCAAAUAGGCAGUACUAA